Aspergillus vadensis CBS 113365 is the source of this 1014-nucleotide messenger RNA. Its product is annotated as NADH:flavin oxidoreductase/NADH oxidase. The transcript has 2 exons. Gene Ontology annotation, molecular function: FMN binding; oxidoreductase activity. Bases 1 to 1014 code for a protein of 337 amino acids. The record is from RefSeq and is a predicted model, not a curated record. Lineage: Eukaryota; Fungi; Ascomycota; Eurotiomycetes; Eurotiales; Aspergillaceae.
AUGACAGUCACUGACCUUUUCCGACCACUGACCUUUCGCCGCGGUCCAUCCCUUAAGAAUCGAAUCCUCCUUGCGCCUCUCACCAACUGGCAGAGCAACGAAAGUGAUGGCAGUGUUACCGAAGCGGAUACGCAUUGGCUGACGCGCUGCGCUGCCGGCGGCUUCUCCAUGGUCAUGACAUGUGCCGCCAAUGUGCAUGUAGACGGAAAAGCUUUUCCGGGACAGAUGGGCAUCUACAGCGAUGAACAUUUGCCGGGCCUGCGCCGCAUAGCUGACAUCAUCCGCAAGCAUGGGGGAGUCUCCUCCGUGCAGAUCCAUCACGGAGGUGCGCGCAUUUCGCCAACACUUAUCGGUGGUCGGACACCAGUGGGACCUUCCGCUAUCCUUCCGGGCGCCGUACGAGGGCUCUCCCUUGCUGAAGUAGAGCAGGCGCGAGACGAUUUUAUCGCGGCUGCAGUACGUGCCCAACGGGCCGGAUUUGACGGAGUGGAGGUGCAUGGGGCAUUUGGAUGGCUUAUCAUGCAGUUCCUGUCGCCCAUCUUCAACCGGCGCACUGAUCACUACGGUGGUAGUCUUGAAAACAGGGCGCGAUUCCUCUUUGAGAUCAUUGAUGGCAUUCGACGCACGUGUCGACCGGACUUUCAAAUUGGCCUCCGCAUUUCCAUGGAGCGAUACGGUGUUCCACUGAUAGAGAUGCGCGAGGUAGCGGCACGGGCAUUGCGCGAGGCGCGCAUCGACUAUCUCGAUCUUGCUGUAUGGGACUACCGCAAAAUGGCCACAGAGGAGCCCUUUUUGGGUCAGACUAUGUUGAGUGUCUUUACAGACCUUCCGCGCCCAGAGGGUGUGCGUGUGGCUGCCAUUCUUGACCCGGAUUUGCCGAAGAAUGUGGAGGAGAAUGAGGAAUAUGUGGCCCCUAAGCUUCCGGUGACGGCGGAGUACCUCAAGAGCUCUGGAUUGAGUGAGCGGUUUGUUGAUUACAUGAGGACGUGGGAGGGAUUUGUUUUGGAUGCCUAG